This is a messenger RNA of Quercus robur (English oak), 1107 nucleotides long. RefSeq lists its product as uncharacterized. Gene Ontology annotation, molecular function: catalytic activity. The record is from RefSeq and is a predicted model, not a curated record. The coding region runs from base 1 to 1107 and encodes 368 amino acids. NCBI's taxonomy places the organism in Eukaryota, Viridiplantae, Streptophyta, Magnoliopsida, Fagales, Fagaceae. The transcript has a single exon.
AUGAGUCUGUUGUUCUGGAACGUGCGUGGGCUUGGGAACCGGCGCACCAUUCGGGAGCUCGAGAAGUACAUUCGGGCACAAGAUCCCAUUGCCCUCUUCCUGGCCCAGACGUGGGUGGGUGAAGCUAGGUUGAUUGAUUUAUGCUCUGAGUUGGGAUUUGAUCAUUACUGGGUUACUCCACAAGUAAAUCACUUGGGCUGCCUAGUUCUGUACUGGAAGAACACAAUAACGAUUGAGGUAAUGUCCUCGUCGGCGAAUCAUAUAGAUGCUAUGGUUAGGGUUGCGACGGAAGAGAGUUGGCGUCUCACAGGGAUAUACGGCUUCGCCGAUCCAGCCAAAAAGCGGGACACUUGGGCUCUCCUCCGUCAGCUCCAUACAAGCCCCUCGAUGCCAUGGCUUUGCGCAGGGGAUUUCAACGAAAUCCUCUGGUCCCAUGAGAAGUGCGGCCUUGGCCCAAGAUGCGAAAACCAAAUGAGAGACUUCCGUGAAGUGUUGGAUGAAGCUGGGUUGAAGGACCUGGGUUUUGUUGGGAAGAAAUUCUCGUGGAAAGGCCAACGCCUCGGCGGUUUGGUGCUUGAGAGGCUGGACUGCACUGUUGCCAAUAACCAUUGGCUCUCCCAAAACCCAGGUAUGAAAGUCCAACAUCUCCACUCUUACUCCUCUGACCAUCUAGCCAUUAUUGUAAAACCUGAAGGCAUCGUACCUAGACAAAACCGGCCUUUCAAAUUUGAACAAAUGUGGUUACGUGACAGGGGAUGUAGCAACACGGUCAUCAGUGCUUGGAGUCUGUCUGUAACGGGGGCUACAAUGCCAGAGGUUGCAAGGAAAAUUCAUACAUGUGGGGAAAAGCUCUCUGAGUGGAUUAAAAAUAGUUUUGGAAGCAUUAGGAAGUUGCUUGAAGAAAAGAAGAAGCUCUUGGACAAGGCUGAAAUGGCAGCAGCAAAGGGGGGGGGGGAUCAAUUAGUGGUAAAAUCCCUUCAAAUGGAAAUUAAUUCACUGCUCGACAAGGAAAGCCAGAUGUGGCAACAACGCUCUAGGGCGCUUUUUCUGAAGUGUGGAGACAGGAAUACCUCCUACUUUCACAGCAAAGCCUCCCAACGGUUCUGA